CGGGGGGGGGCAGAAGCGGAAACUUAAGAAACUCAAACGCCUGUUGUCGAGAAAACUUAUCCCGUCUUCGAGACGUGUCAAAGCCCCUUCGCGGGACGCACGGCUCGAGAGCAUUGGCUGCGUGUUUUGUGGGCGAAACGCGGCAGACAAUUGAGUCAGUCCGGGCCCCGAAGAUUGAACCGGGGGACAUCCGGCUGCGUAUAGUUUCCCUCCUGCGGCUCGUCAGUCAGUCAGGUCUGGGCGAGUGAGGAGUGAAGUGCGUCCGAGGUUGGUGGUGGGGGCGAAGAGGGGGCCGGGAGGCGAGCGGAGUGGGGGGGGUGCGGCAGCUGCCCGUUGCUCCCCCGAUGGACAAGGUGGAUCCCGGGAAUGAGGAGGAAGGAAUGCCGGUCGGCUCGGGGCUGCUGGAGGCGGAGGGAGAGGCGGAGGCGGAGGGGGAGGGCGAGGGACUGACCUCCCGGCCGACCUGGGGCAAUAAACUGCAGUACAUCUUGGCCCAAGUCGGCUUCUCCGUGGGCCUAGGGAACGUCUGGCGAUUCCCCUACCUCUGCCACCAGAACGGGGGAGGAGCUUUCCUGAUCCUGUACCUGUUGUUGCUGCUCCUGAUGGGAAUCCCGCUGUUCUUCCUGGAGUUGGCCGCUGGCCAGAGUAUCCGGCAAGGGAGCAUCGGGGUGUGGAAAAGCAUUAGCCCCCGGCUAGCCGGCAUCGGCUUCGCUAGCUGUCUGGUGUGUUUCUUCGUGUCCCUGUACUACAAUGUGAUCAUCGCCUGGAGCCUCUUCUACUUUGGUCACUCGUUCCAGUACCCACUGCCCUGGGAGUCCUGCCCGGCCCUGCCCAACACCAGCGCUGUGGUGAGGGAGUGCGAGCUGAGCUCACCCACCACCUACUUCUGGUACAGAGAAGCUCUGAACAUCACGAACUCCAUCAAUGAGAAUUACGGGCUGGAUCCCACGAUGACUGGCUGCCUGUUUGCGGCCUGGCUCAUCGUCUGCCUGGCCAUGAUCAAAGGCAUCAAGUCCUCAGGGAAGGUGAUGUAUUUUAGCUCCAUCUUUCCUUACGUGGUGCUGCUCUGCUUCCUCGUUCGCAGCCUCCUUCUGGAAGGUUCCACAGACGGCAUCCGCUACAUGUUCACUCCCAAGAUUGAGAUCCUGGCUGAUACCCAGGUGUGGAGACAGGCAGCCACGCAGGUGUUCUUUGCCCUGGGGCUGGGGUUUGGCAGUGUUAUCGCCUACUCCAGCUACAACAUUCGCACCAACAACUGCCACUUCGACGCUAUCCUUGUCUCCUUCAUCAACUUCAUGACCUCGAUCUUUGCCACCCUGGUGGUCUUCGCUGUGCUGGGCUUCCGAGCCAACGUGCUGACCCGCAAUUGUGUGGCCAAGAACCUGGUUUUACUGCAGAACCUGAAAGACACCGGUGUCCUGAACAGCUCUGUGCUGCCGGACACCCUCAACCUGACCUCACUGACCCCCAAGGAAUACAGGCAAUGGUUUGACUCGGUGACGUCCCAGGUGGUGCCGCUCAGUGUCUCCCCCUGCAGGCUGGAGGAGGAGAUGCAGAAGGGUGUGGAGGGCACGGGGUUGGCUUUCAUCGCCUUCACGGAGGCCAUCACUCACUUCCCAGCCUCUCCCUUCUGGUCCAUCCUCUUCUUCCUGAUGCUGCUGAACCUGGGAAUGAGCACCAUGUUCGGGAACAUGCAGGGCAUCCUCACCCCACUGCUGGACAACUUCCCCUUCCUGUCCAAAAGGAAGUCCAUCUUCACAGUGAUAUGCUGUAUCCUGGGGUUCCUGAUGGGAUUACUUUUUACCCAGCGCUCUGGAAACUACUUUGUCACCAUGUUUGACGACUAUUCGGCCACUCUGCCUCUCAUCGUCGUGGUUUUCUUCGAGCUGAUCGCCGUGUCCUGGAUCUAUGGCACGGACAGGUUCAUGGAUGACAUCGAGGACAUGAUUGGCCGACGGCCUUUCGUUCUCUACAAGUACCUCUGGAGGUUCUUCUGUCCCGUCGCCAUGUUGGUGCUGCUCCUGGCCAGCCUCAUCCAGAUGUGCAUCCAGCCUCCCACCUACCGCUCGUGGAACAAAGAGCAGGCUCAGGAAGUAUCUCUGGAAUAUCCCGACUGGGCUCUGGCCCUGCUCAUCUCCCUCAUCGUCCUGGCUUCCCUCCCCAUCCCGUUGUUCUACCUGAAGCAGAUGAUCAAAGAUUGGCACGAGCGAGAACCCGUUUACACGGAGUGUGGCCUGGCCGACUUGUCUCCAGCCCCCCCCGGGGAGGUGGGGGGUCCCCAGGGCAAUGGCUACAUCAAGGUGGGGGACGGGGAGGGCGAGGGGGAGGCGGCGACCGAGAGUGAGAGGCUGUUGGACGCGCAGCAGGAGAGGAGAGACGACACAGGCUCAGAGCUGGACUACACCAACCCCGAGAAGAGCGAGGGCUUCAGCAAGUACUCCAACACCGGCAAUUAGAGGCCGUCCGUCCGUCCAACUGACCGCUCGCUCGCUCUGACCGACUCAGUCCCAGGGAGAAGCCGAACUGGUCCUCGAUGGAGCGGUGAAACAACAACAACCAACACCACAAAUCAGGGGCUGUAAUACUUGUAACGUCGGUCGGAAAAACCCUAAACCUGGGAUUGUUUGUCUGGGGGGCUAAACAGGGUGGGAACAGCCA
Callorhinchus milii (elephant shark) is the source of this 2658-nucleotide messenger RNA. Its product is annotated as sodium-dependent neutral amino acid transporter B(0)AT2. Gene Ontology annotation, cellular component: membrane. Gene Ontology annotation, biological process: sodium ion transmembrane transport. NCBI's taxonomy places the organism in Eukaryota, Metazoa, Chordata, Chondrichthyes, Chimaeriformes, Callorhinchidae. The coding region runs from base 345 to 2456 and encodes 703 amino acids. The record is from RefSeq and is a predicted model, not a curated record. The transcript has 13 exons.